This is a messenger RNA of Teleopsis dalmanni, 1131 nucleotides long. RefSeq lists its product as uncharacterized. The coding region runs from base 1 to 1131 and encodes 376 amino acids. The transcript has a single exon. Lineage: Eukaryota; Metazoa; Arthropoda; Insecta; Diptera; Diopsidae. The record is from RefSeq and is a predicted model, not a curated record.
AUGAAGAUCGCGAAGAAAGGUUUUUUUGAACUGAUCGUGCUAUUGGUGUCAGUGGUGGCGAUAGGAGCAACACCCUUCGUUUUUAAUCCAUUGCCAGAAAGUACAAGUAAUGCGCUGAGCAAACUACUCGGCGAAAUUGGCGGAGCUGCUGAUGAUGUUAUUGCCGUUAUUCAAAACGCCACGAAAACUGGCAGCGCCAGUGCUGAGAAUAUAGCAGAUCUCAUCAAAAACGUUACCGGUACCCUUCUGCAAGACGCCGUAACUAUUGGCAAUCAAAUUGAGGCACACUCCAGUGAGUUGAUUAAAAGAAAUAUUAACGGUUUUCAAGCAACUUUGACCAGAUUACGUACUGAAUUGCAGAUACGCAGACAAAACAUUCGAAAUUUAGCCAAACAAGCUAUAAUCUCACGCAUUGAAGACUGGGUCCAAAGCGUGGCGCAGCUUGCUGAAAACGUACAACAACGCAUUGAUGAAGUUAAAGAAACUUGGAACGAUAAUAUAAAUAAACAAAGCGCACAACUCUUAAGUGAUUGGAAUGUAUGGGCAAGUAAUGUGCUAGAAAGAGUGUAUCGGCAAACCGAUGGCAAUGAGGAGUUGAUGGAAGCAGCUGAAAAUAUAAUCAAUGAACUCGUCAACACAUACAGCGUUUUGAUAAACAAUUGCGUUGAGGGUGUUUCUACUGAUUUGGAAAACUAUCAAAUGCGAGUAACAACUGCCUUGAGCAACUUCGAAGGACAAAUCAAUGAGCUGAUAAUUCAACUUGAGGAAUGCAUACAGACUAAUAAUAAUACGGCACUCAGUUCUGAUUGCAAAACUGAACUAAUAAAUCAAUUACAAAACCUUCAAACAGUGCCUGUCACAAUUAUCGAACUUAAUCUAGAGGGACUGAAACUCUCGCGUCCGAACUUCAUUAAAACGCCAUGCGUCAGGCAAACAUUAGCUGAUUUUGCUCUGCAAAAAUUACGCACAGAAAAAAAAAUUGCUGAUCUUAUAAAGAAUGGAAUUGGAAGCAGUACAAGCGCUACAGAUGUCGGAAAUACUGACGAAAGUGGUGCGAAUGACAGCACAGAUAACAGCGCAGGUGAUGAUAACACGGAUGGUAGCUCAGCAGACAGUACUACUUCUGCAUGA